UAAAAAAGGGAUUUACUUUGUAUAUAAGGAGGAAGCACAUGAACUUUUUGAGUAAAUAUUCCCAGGCAUUAAGUGUGAAGAAGUGUCCUCAAACAUCGAUGGGUCUUCCUCUCCUGUCCUUCUCCAGAGUAUGGACCCAGUGAACGGUCAUCUUCCUAAGGAAAUGUAGGAGAUAUAAAAGGCAUAGCUAGAAAACUUAAAAAAAAAAUAUCUUAUUUGCAAAGAGUAAUGCUCACCUAAGGGUCAUUGUGCAGAUCAUUGUGUUAACACAUAUGAAGUGUUUAGAGCAAUACAUAGUAAGUGCUUUCUGUUUGCUUUUGUAUCAUGAGUUAAUAUGUAGCACAAUUUCUAAAAGGUAAUUCUGAGCAUAACAUACUUUUGUAUAUGAAAAACACUGCAGGCGCACCUGGCUGGCUCGGUUGGAAGAGCAUGUGACUCUUGAUCUUGGGGUCAUGAGUUCAAGCCCUGCAUUUGGUGUAGAGAUUACAUACAUAAACUAACUUAAAAAAAAAGAAAAAAGAAAAACACUAUAGUGUCUACCAAGUGUCUAUAGGAAAUGUAAACACUUGCUCCAAGGUCUGUUGCUGCCUGUGCCCAGGGCAUCUGUUCUCUUUGGCCUCUUUUGUCUCGCUGAACUUUUUGCAGUUUCUUGAAGCCAGUAUGGUACUUAACACUUUUUUUUUUUAACUUUAUUUAUUUUGAGAGAAAAAGAAAGGGCACAAGCAGGAGAGGGGGAGAGAGAGGAUCCCAAGCAGGCUCAGCGCUAUCAGCACAAAGCCCAACUUGGGGCUUGAACCCACGAACUGUGAGAUCAUGACCUGAGCUGAAAUCAAGAGUCAGCUGUUCCACUGACCAAGCCACCCAGGCUCCCCAGGAUUUAACACUUUGAACUCGUCCUCCCUUUGGAAGACCCAUGGCCCCCACCUCUUCUAGCUCUUACUGUGGGACACACCACUGAACAUACCGGAUGUAGCUCUAGCUUGACCACUUCUUCAGGACUGUUAUUUCUCCACCUACUUGUGCCCAUGUUUUAACUUGAGUAUACUUCUGUCGUAACCCUUAAACCAUAAUGUCUUCCCAUAUGUCAACUCUGUCAAGGAGUGUACUUGCCACUCUGCACUAUCAGAAGCUACAUGAAGGCUGGAUUAUGCUUUAUUUCCUUUUUUAGUGCAUAUGUGUUCCUAUUACAGGCUUAUUGUCAUUCAGUGAUGUGGCUGUGGAUUUCACCUGGGAAGAAUGGGAGCUGCUAGAUACUGUUCAGAAGAACCUCUACCGGGAUGUGAUGUUGGAAAAUUACAGCAACCUAAUGUCAUUGGGUUAUCACGCUCCCUGGCCAGAAGCAACGGUUCACGUGGAGAAAGGAGUGCAAGGACUGGUAGAGAGAGAAUUCCCAAGUUCGUGUGGUCCAGAAAGACCCCUUCAGUGUUUCUCAAGAGGAAUACGUUUGAAACAAUAUUCAGAUUCAAAACUUCAGAAUAAAAAUUCUGCAGAAAUGAAUUCCAAUGAAUUAAGUGGCCAUGGGAAAUCAUUUUUCCAUACCCUACAUGAAACCUGCCAUACUUCAGCCCAGUACAGUGAACAUAAUUUCAGUGUGAAGACUUUCAGCACGGUGAAAAAUCUCAAAAGACAUCACAGAAUUCACACAGAAGGAAAACCUUAUGAAUGCAGUGAAUGUCCCAAAUCCUUCAGGUAUAAGUCAAAGCUCAUAAUACACCAGAGAACUCAUACAGGAGAGAAGCCGUACAGAUGCCCUGAAUGUCAGAAAGCUUUCAGUACAAAAUGUCAUCUUACUCUGCACCAGAGAACUCAUACAGGAGAGAAACCGUAUGGAUGUUUUGAGUGUCCAAAGUCUUUCAGAACAAAGUAUCAUCUCAUUUUACACCACAGGACUCACACGGGAGAGAAACCCUACGAAUGCAAAGAAUGUGGCAAAGCCUACAGAGAGAAGACAAAGCUCAGGUUGCAUUACCGCACACACACAGGAGAGAAACCUUUUGAGUGUAGUGACUGUGGGAAAGGUUUCAUGCAGAAGUCAAACCUACUUAUCCAUCAAAGAACUCAUACAGGAGACAGACCCUAUGCAUGUAAAGAAUGUGAAAAGACCUUCUGCAGUAAGUCUCAGCUUGUUGUUCACCAGCGAACUCACACACGAGAAAAAUCGUACGAAUGCAAGGAAUGUGGGAAAGCCUUCAGUAAAAACUCACAUCUCCUGACACAUCAGAGAAUUCAUAUAGGAGAGAAGCCUUAUGAAUGCAAUGAGUGUGGAAAAGCUUUCGUACACACAUCACAGCUCACUGUACAUCAGAGAAAUCAUACAGGAAGAAAACCUUAUGAGUGCAAGGAAUGUGGGAAAGCCUUCAAUAAAAAGUCACACUUCAUAACACAUCAGAGAAUCCAUACGGGAGAGAAGCCUUAUGAAUGCAGUGAAUGUGGAAAAGCAUUUAUAGACAACUCCCAGCUUAUCGUUCAUCGAAGAACUCACACAGGAGAGAAACCUUAUGAGUGCAAGGAAUGUGGGAAAGCCUUUAAUAAAAAGUCAUCCCUCAUAACACAUCAGAGAAUUCAUACAGGAGAGAAGCCUUAUGAAUGCAGUGAGUGUGGAAAAGCCUUCAUAGACAAGUCACAUCUCAUUGUCCAUCAGCGAACUCAUACGGGAGAGAAACCCUAUGAAUGCAGUGAGUGUGGAAAAGCUUUCAUACGAAAGGCAAUGCUCAUUGUCCAUCACAGAACGCAUACAGGAGAGAAACCCUUUGUAUGUCUCGAAUGCCAGAAAGCCUUUAGCAGUAUGGCAAUGCUCAGUAGACAUCAGUUGAUUCACACAGGAGAGAAACCCCAUGGAUGCAAUGAAUGUGGAAAAGCUUUCCGCCAAAAAAGCCAUCUUAUUAUCCAUCAACGGUGCCAUACUGGAGAGAAACCCUAUGGGUGUGUUCCAUGCGGUCAGAUCUUCAACCAGAAGUCACAGCUCAUUAGACAUCAGAGACGCCACCACACAGGAGAGAAACCAUAUCAGUGCACUCAAUGUGGGAAAGCCUUUUUUGAGAAAUCAUACCUCAGUGUUCAUCAGAGAAGUCACGUGGGACAGAAACCUUAUCACUGUAAUGAGUGUGGGAAAACAUUCUCUGUCAAGUUCUUUCUCACUUCACAUGAGGAAAUUCACACAGGAAAGAAAUCUCGGGAACACAGCGCUGGAAAGACUUUAGUGAAGGGCCAGAUCUCACAGAAUACAAAAGAAUCCACACAAAGGACACCCUCUGAAUGCAGGGAAUGUUAGGAUAAUUUUGGUCUUUGUCAGUUCCAGAAAACUUAUCCAGGAGGGACCUUUUAAAUGCAGUGAA
Messenger RNA from Neofelis nebulosa (Clouded leopard), 3335 nucleotides. RefSeq names its product zinc finger protein 260-like. Gene Ontology annotation, molecular function: DNA-binding transcription factor activity, RNA polymerase II-specific; RNA polymerase II cis-regulatory region sequence-specific DNA binding. Gene Ontology annotation, biological process: regulation of transcription by RNA polymerase II. The coding region runs from base 1283 to 3271 and encodes 662 amino acids. The record is from RefSeq and is a predicted model, not a curated record. The transcript has 4 exons. NCBI's taxonomy places the organism in Eukaryota, Metazoa, Chordata, Mammalia, Carnivora, Felidae.